Messenger RNA from Pocillopora meandrina, 17233 nucleotides. Lineage: Eukaryota; Metazoa; Cnidaria; Anthozoa; Scleractinia; Pocilloporidae. The record is from the annotation of a GenBank genome assembly.
UGUUGGGCUCAACAUGGCCGCCGACCGAAAAUUUUGUAAGGAAAUUAGCCCUUUGUGUUUUCUCCAUUCAUGUGCGUGAAAGUAGUAAACAACCCCGUUGCCACAAGCAACGUGAUAUUAAAAUGCUAAACAAAACUUGGUCUUGAAAACAAUAGCGCAAUUUUAUGAAAAUUUAUGAUAAGGACAGUGUUGCGUGGUCGACGAUGGCUGAUUUUGGAUACUGCUUCGGAACCUUUAGGUUUUGGUGUUAAUUCAAUACCUCGCGGGUACCUAAUCCUGACCUUGUUUGUAUUAAUAGUUCUAUGGGUUGCGGAACCUCGAAGCCUCCAGUUGUAAGCACUGCACAUCAAACACGAGCACCUUUGCCCUCCAAAACUCACGACGGUAAACCGGGGCAGCAUCGAAGCAUCCAACAGGAUAGUCGCAAACCGGAGAAUCCGCGCAUCGAACAGAACGAAACUGAAAACCAGCACGAGUUUAUCGAAAGUAGUGAAUUUCACCCACUCUCCUACGAAGAAGUCGCAGCUUUACGUCCAAGCGAUCCUGAAAAUAUGUGGGCGAUUGUGAAGAAGACAUGUGACAGAAACAGGGAAUGGAGGCUGGACUCGGUGAAGAAUCGACGAGGUUGGAAAACGAUAAGACUCUUUGUAUCUUCAACUUUCCGUGAUUUUCACGCCGAGAGGGAAGCUCUUGUGAAAGAGGUGGGUUGUAUUAUACACGACAGAAUACAAUCGAUAGAAAAUAAUCUAUCCGCUGAACCAAAAACGGUGCUUACGAAGAAGUCUCGCAGUAGACGAAAGAAAGAGGUUUUAAGCUGAUUGCUUACAGCGUUUGAUUUUCGUGUGCUUCAUUCCUCUUGUAAGAUGUAAAAACCCUACUUGAGAGCGUUUUCUGUAUAAAAUUUCUGCUUUAUUUUCAUGUAUAACCUUAAACGAUAACUCAAAGUUCUGUCCCGUUCUAAAUACCAGUAAUAGACAACAGUUAAAUAUAUAAUGACUGUUGACAAGAACGGUUUGAUCAGAACCAUUUUCUUACUCAUAAAGAUUAGAUCGUCGUAUGAGAGGAGAAUAACGACUCUAGAGUCUGGACUCUUAAAGACCACAAUGAAAGGACAUUCUUACUCAGAUCGUCUUAUGAGGAGAAAAACAACUCUAGACUCUAGACUCUAGACUCUAGACUCUUUGAGACCACAGUGAGAGGACAAAUUUUCUUUUACCAAGAUUGUGUUGUGUUAUUUAAUUAGUAAUCAAAACAAGAUGGCGAAUUUCUAUCAAGCUACCUUGCUGUAAUCUGACCUACAAAUUAAUUUAUUGCCCAAAUCUUAAAUUUACAAGAUAUUGGCAUCUUAAUACCAUGUUCUAAGUUUUGCAUAUUGAUAAAAUAUGAGUAUAUUUGCAUGUUAAACUGUAGGGAAUGGAUUAGGUACUUUUGUCAAUUGCUUUGACAACAUGUUAUCAUCAAGUCUCAGCGAACAAGAAAUGCCAUCUGCUGUUGCCAUGGAAAAGCUUACUUCAUUUUGACAAGUACAAAUUCACUAAGGAAAUGAGUAAUUCAUGUAGCAACUCUUAUUUCUCUUCAUCUUGAUGCUCUUGUUUGUAACUUGAAAAAGUGUUGGUUAAUGGCUGAGAAAUGAUUUUCAUGAUUUACAUGCAAAAUUGUUUGCACUUAUUUAGAAUUUAAUGUACUCAUUUGCAACAGUGUAAAUGAGAUCAAAGACUUGAAUGGUGAAAUGUUACACCUAAAUCAAUAUGUAUAUCACUUUUUUACAUGUACUUUUUCAAAUGAAUUUCAUGUUGAAAUAAUUUCAAACUAGUCUAAUUUGUAUUUCCUUUGUUUGAGAGAUUAAUUGGUAAUGAUUUUUUAACAAAGAACAGUACAAACAAGCAAGUUUGAAAUCAUUUAAGAAAUAUUUUUUACAAAUAUUAUUUCUCACAUCAUUACAGUAUAAAAGUUGAUCACAGAGAGAUGUAUCUUAGAAGCAGGUUUAUAACAUAGUUUUGAGAAAUUUUUAUCAUGCUGUUUCAAAAAUUUGUCCCUAGGUUUUCCCAGACCUGCGUCUUUGGUGUGAACAAAGAAAACUUCACCUUGUGGAGUGUGACUUAAGAUGGGUGAGUGUUAAUCUACCAUGAGAAUUAUUUGACUAGCUGAACAAUGGAGAGUUAAAUUAACCCAAAGAUGGCAAAAGCUUUUAGAAUUUUGUUAAACGAAGGGCUCAAUGCAAAAUAUGCAAACUACAUGUUGUUACAAGAUACUACAAAAUAACUCCAUGAAAACUUCUGAAACAAAAGUUAGUGAAAUUACUAGAGUUGCUCAAAAACCUUUUCAGACUUAAAGGCAUAUUUUUGCCAAACCUAAUGAACUGACGCUAUAUAUUCUAUUCCAUGCAAUGACUAUGAUAACAAGUAUAUCAGACAGACCUAACAUUAGUUUGGUACAUGUUUGAAAGAGCAUCAAAAAGCAGGCCUCUUUUGCAAAAAAGAAAAUUCAGCUUUGCUAUGCCUAACUAACCAUACAGGAUAAGUUUAAAAUUAUCACCACUAUCAAUGUUACCAUCAGCCCCUUUGUUUGGAAGCCUGGCAUAUUAACUCCACCUAAGUUCCUUUAAAAUUGUGAUGAUGGCAGCUUACUAUCUGACAUCUAUUUACAUCUUGUCAGAAAAAAGGGCAGUUAAUUAGUGAACAUAUAAAAGGACCUCUUGCUGCAGCAAUUAGAUCACUCCCUGCACAUGACUGGUGUUGAAUAGAAAUGGAUUAAAGGUUGUUCUGUUUCCAAUUUAGGGAGUUCCUAAAGAUAGUUCAACUGAACAGACUAUCAAGAUCUGUCUUGGCGAGCUUGAUCGUUGCUAUGAAGAUAACAUUGUGCCAUAUUUUCUUAAUCUCAACUGGUAAGCUUGCCUUAUUAUUGCUGCUCAUGGGCAAGUUGUUAGCUAUAACACCAAAGAAUGUCUUGUGCAUGGUAGAGCCGAUUACUUGUUAUUUCACAAACCAAUUAUAUUUAACCCUUCAACUACCAUAAAUGAAUAAGACUAAAUUUCCCCUUACAACAUCAAUACAAUAUCAAACAGACAAGUGAUGAGGGUAAAUAAAAAUAUCAAUUACGAUUUAACUGAUUUUAUCCAAUACUAAGUUCUCUGAAUUGACAUUAUAAGAAUUGUUUGGCAGACAGUAAAGAGAGUUUUUUAAUGUAAUUUUUAAUUUUCUAAUUUUCUUUUUACAAAGGUAUUCUAACAUAUCACAUAUUACUUUAAAAUGAAAUACCUUAUAGGAAUGCAAGUUAAAAAUUUUAAGAAUUAUGGAUUUUCAAACUUACAUACAUGUAUUGUACUGAUGCUUAUUAUUAACUAACCCUGUGACUUACUUGGUUAAUUCAUGCAUGAUUUACCUAAAAGUAUUAUAAUUUAUUACAGCUAUCUGGUAAUGUAUCCUUUUUCUUAAUGAAGUGCAUGUCAAUCUAAUCAACAGUUCAUGUUGUUAAAAUGGAUUUCCUAAGGAAUAUAUCGACCUGAAUCCCUAUGAUACAAAGAUUAUGCUUACAAGACCUUUUACUGACGGAUACAAGCCAUUGUGGCAUGAAAUUUAAAAUAGAGAAGGAGUAUCCUAUUCUCCAUGUGAGAAGGAUUGUAUUCCAGUCAAACCAACCCCUCCCUUUAAAGACUUCUUUCCAAGUUCCCUUAAAAGUUCUUUGGUGGAGUGUGACAUCGUCCGAAGCAAAUAUCUUCUACCAGUCUAGAUUGUGACAUGUUCACCCUAAUUUACCCUGACAAGGAUAAAACAAUCACAAGAUAUUUUUUUUAUUAAUAGUUUUUUUUUUAUUAAUAGUGCUCGUGCAGGCUGGAUACCAACAUUUGGUGACCUAACAUAUAAUUUAGCUGUGCAGUAUGGCUGGGUUUAUGGCUUGUCUCUUACAGAAAUGGAAAUUGUACAUGGCGCGUUUCGCAAGUGCAACCCUAAUGGUGAGUAAUUGGUUUAAAAACUACUUGUACAAUUUAUUUUGGGGAUUCCAAUAACCUUUUCAUUUCUAAAAGUGAUAGUGUAAUUUCUUUGCACUGUUCUAAAACAUAUUCAUACAAUGAAUGUAUUGCAAUUGGUGAAAUGAGGCUUGUGGGUGCAAAUUCUUAUUCAAGGUACCAUGAUCUCAUUUAUUGGUCACUGACAUGAAUAAAAUCUAGUUUCUCUUUAAAAACCAUGUCUUUUCUUCCAAUAGGAGCACAAAAAUGAGAGUACCAUUUAUUUCUACUUUCCCAGGGUUGUUAAAAUAAGCUGGCAACUGGUGCAUUUCAUAGUCAUCUCUGAAAAAUCAAAGUCCCUGUACUCAAAAUCUUUGUGACAACUCUGUUUCCGUUUCUUUUUCUUCUCCUAAAUGGGGAUGAGAGGUGAUAAGAUGGUGGGUAGAGAGAAGCCUGGUGAUGAACAAGUAACCUUGCAAUCACUUUACCUGUGUAUUUGGUGUCUUCUUUUUCUUUGGUGUGAAGGGUAAGAAGUACACCAAAGUCUGUCACCACCCCACACCUUUUUGCUCUUUGCCCUUCACCUUCCACUGACCCCCCCCCUUAAUAGUCUUUUUACUCACCCUUAUAUUUGACCUGUGGCCUAUUGUUUGUUUAUUGGCAUCCAACCAGCCCCAUACAGGUGUUUCACAUUAGUUACUCACAACUAACAUGUGCUCUUGAAUCAUGAUAAAACGGUAAAUUCUGUACUGGAGCUAAGUGGCUCAUAUGCAUAUCCUGGUUUCCAUAGGAUGAGGGGAGUAGAUAUUACUGCUCCCACUCUCAGGGAUACCUGUCCAUUGCAAAGUUAUUUUCCCCCUAGACCCCAAGUCCACACACAAAAAUCAAUGAGCCACUUUGUUUAUCUGGUGAAUCAUGACUGAUUAUCAACCCUGAUUCCAUUUCAGCUCUAUUCCUGAUCAGAGAUGAUGAGUUCACAGAAACCCUACCUAAUGAAAUCAAAGAUGCCUUUGUAGAUGACAAUGCCCUGUGCUCGGAAAAAAUGAAGAAACUUAAAGAAAUGCUAAAGGAACAUUUCCCUGUAAGUUUGCUCUUAAACAAGGGGAGAAAUACAUAUCACUUGAAUCUUUCUUCAAGAGUAGAGGGCAACUUGAAAAGUGAUUUGAACAAUUUUGAGAGGCUGGAGUGUUUUGAUCCUUUCUAGUAUCAUGAAAAAUUACCCUUUAUGGCCCCAAGCCCAUUUUUUCAAAUAUAAAGUGUAAAAUUCAACUGUAAAAUAGUCGGCAGUAAAAAGAAUUGGGUUCCCCCCUCCAACCGAAAAAAUCCCUAAUAUCAAUGGGAGGUCAUUUCACGUGCAGUACAUGAAUUCUAGUGAGCUGAACGAUACUCCUGUAACACUUUCGUUUACCACAUUGGUGCGAUCACUUAUUUGCCGAUGAAAAGAUUGUAAAAAACGAUCAAGAGACAGAGAAUGAAGAGACUCAUAUGUCUGCUGGUAGAAACGAUUUACGAAAAAGUUGUUGUGACGGGGUAACAAAAUUGGUGCUGUGUGUGUUGUGUUUAAGGCUGAGAACAUUGUUCACUACAAAGUUGAUUGUGACGCUAGCAGCGUAAAAAAGAGUGCACAGCUACAGGAUGAGAGGGAAGUGAAGCUGAAUGGAAUAAACGGCUCAGAAUCAGUCUUUUACAAAACAGUGAGUUUGAUUGUAUUACUCUUGGUUUUGGAGUUUCUUUAACUUUGUCUGUUGUGCUUGUAACGUGCAUUCAGAUGUUAAUGUCGAUCUCCUGUUCUUCUUUAGGUUUUUGAUUUCUUCAAAAGUCGUAUUGAACACCAGUAUCCUCUCGAUCCAACCCCAGAAGAUCCGCUUGAAGCUCAAAAGACAGCACAUGAGGUUUGACUUUGGUUUUCCUGUACGCCCUCAUAUAAAUAACUUGGGGCUGCAUUAAAACACUCAGAAUAACAGAUGGUUUGCAGACUGAAGAAAAAAUCCCUUUCCUGGAUAUGUAGGCUGUGUUUUCAGAACCUCACAAUUUUUUUAUGCAUCAGUUAAACACUUAAAGACAGGCUGUUAUUUGAAAGAUUGUGUUGCUAUCAUAAAUCUCCUUUGCUCCCUAUUUUUUGUUGUAGUCAUUUUUGGACACUCGAGGACAAGUGGUUCUUGGAAGAGACAAGAUUCUUGACGAGGUAGGUACAAAGGAGUUUUAUGAAUUAAUUUAAGUAUAAUAUGGAGAGGGAAUCCUUCAAAACUUUCCACGUUUUAUCUCGUACGUCCUGUUUACUGAGUGAGUGCCUGAAUAGUGCUAUGAUAAGACUUCCUCUUACGCUGUGCGAAUGUUUUGUUUUUCUAGAUAGCGAACUACAUUGUGAACGACUCUUCCAAUGCACCGUUGCUGCUUAUUGGUAACGCAGGCUCAGGAAAGUCAGCCAUUAUGGCCAAGAGUGCCAGUGAUGCUUUAGCUAAGGCUGAAAGAGGAGAACUGCCUGGGGCCAAGUAAGAAAUGAAACUAAACUUAUGAAAGAAAUGAUUAAAAUCCAUGCCAUUGAGGUUGAUAUUGCUUACAUUUUAGGGUUCAAUUUACACCUCUUAACGUACAGAUGCUACUUAUCCUCAUUCAUUUUUACAAAUUCAAUGAAUUUAAUCAUAAUUCGCCGAGUGGACGAUAUAUGAAGAUAAAGAUCAUCCUCUCAGGCGAACUGAAAAAUUCAGGUUUCGACGGGAUUCGAACCUCUGCCUCCCUGAUACUUCUAGGACGCCACGAGCGACUGAGCUACAAAACUGCAUGCUUGGAGCAAGGCAAAUUUUAGUGAAUUCGUCGUUCCCGUAUGAUCAUAAAGAAAAGACAGAAAUCAUAUUUUGUCUAGCGGACGAUAUACAGUACCUUUUUUAGGAAUAUCUGUAACCUUUUACGCUUUAACACUUGUAUGCAUAUUCAUUAUACUAUUCUCUAUACAUAGAAUUGGUUGAGCAAUCAAGCGCCUUUUUAAUUGAUGGUCAUUUCAUUUAUUCUCUUGACCUUAAUUGUGUAAUUCAGGGGUGAUAUUGUAAGGAGAAAUUAGUUGCUUAUCACUCUUGGGAUUCAAAGGGUCCAGUUCAGCUUAUCUUCAACGAUCGUUUUUACUUGAAUAGAUUGCCACUACUUUGACAAUUACUUUAGACCCGAAUGUCUUGAAGAUAGAAGUAUUUGUUCAUUUUAUUUUUCAGGGGAUCGCCGUGCAAAGUGUUUUUUCAUUUUGUUGGAGCCACACCUGGUUCCACUGAUCUGGCUUUCUUCUUGCAGAGAUUGUCAAGGGAGAUUAAUGUUUCCAAGGUGACAAACGUGGCUUUGCAUUACUCUCUUACAUAAUUGAUGUAUUUUUUGGUUAGGUGAUUCUGUAGAGUGCUCGUCGGAAUCCAAGCCAGGUUAGUCUCGAGCGGGAGUCACAAAGGGAAACUACGACAAAAUGCAGCUGGUAUUUUUUAAUUCCGCUGAAGUUUUGCUUGGGUUGAAAAAACAAUUAAAAUUGGCAUUACCAUUUCUUUUCUUUUUGCAAUCGCUUUUAUCAAAAAAACAAUCUCGGCGAUGUCCGCUAUUAUUUUACUCACUUCACUCUUAACAUCAAAUCGAGAUUAGCCAUCAUGCGGACGUCUUGGAAAACAGACUUCCGCUCGAGAGAUAAUCUAAGAAAUUUGGAUAAUUUGGUGUUAUCAACUGAGAAUGGAAUUCCAUUCGCUCUGACCAAAGGAAACGUCAGCUUUGAAACUCUCUACGGUGGCCAAUUUACGUUAUCAACUCAGUUGAUAAACCAAAUUAUCUUGUUACACUCCUCAGCCGACCACUGACAUUUUCUUUAGAAGCUUACCGUUCUAAGAAUAGUGUUGGUGGAAUUGACAUAUUUUCUCGAAGUUUUGUAUCAAAAGCCUUUUAAAACAAAUAAACUGCUGGGGAUUACCACAUUGGGGGGGGUGUGGGGAUGGGGAUAAGCGGUAUUCUAGUAUCUCCAUAUCACAAAGACCGUACCACAGUACUCUGUCCGUAGAUUUCCCCGUCCAAUUUUGUGUGUUUUUAUCUUGUAGCGAGAUGUAGUCAGUGACUUGGACUCUUUAGUACAACUGACCAACAGUCUUUUGUCAAAUAAGAACACAAAGCCUUGUGUUGUGUUUGUGGAUGCUAUUAACCAGGUGCGCUGCUUCACUAUCUUCGUACUUAUUUUUUCCCACCAUAAAGACUUGCUUUUAUGAAGAAGGAAACCCAAAAUUAAAAGAGCGCUUUUGAAUUUACUGUCGUAAAAACUGAACCAAAGCAAUCACAACAGAUAAUCCUAGCAGGAAAAAUAUCUCUUUUAGUCAAUGAGAACUCGAAGUAAAAACAAGCAAACUGCCUGAAGCGCGGGGUUUUAAACUUACCAACUGUAGCUUGGUUUAACUCAAGAUUUGCUUUACUUUUUUAACACUUACGCUCCAAAGAUCUCAUCAGUAAUUCCCCUUACUGUCUGCCAUACAAUUCUUUUUACAUACUUUUUCAGUUGGGAGAAUGUUAAUCGGCUCUACUAAUAAUCCUAUAAUCCUAAAUUGUUAUUUUCCUUUAUUCUCAUCACCUGUCUGCUUGAUUUUGUAUUGAAAUUGCAAGGAGAAAUUAUGUCUCGGUCACUCAUGAGAGUUAAAGGGUUCUUUGUUGAUCUGCAGCAAAGGCAAAGUAAAGGGUUUGCUUCUUUCAAAAAGGGUUUAACGGAGAGGUGACGUCUUUCUUUGUUUAGAUGGACGAUGAUAAGAUCCAGUAUUUAACCAGGUGGCUACCGGAAAACCUUUCACCGAAUGUUAAGGUGGUGCUGUCCAUGAUCAAUGACACAGAAUGUCACAGACUCCUGAGAUCCUAUAAGUCUGGACCGAGAGAGAUCACUUGUGGUCAGCUUGAUUACCAGUCUAGAAAGGUAUGAAAGAACUGCUGAAAUUUUUCACAAUCCCUUGAAACUUGGUCACUGAUUCUCAAGAAUCUCCAGGAUAGAGACUCGAGUCAAACUAAAAACUCGAUUAUUGAUAUUCGAUUCUCAAAACUAGAUUCAGGUGUCGCGAAACAUCGAUUCUCGAUCCUCGAUCCUCGAUCCCUAUGAAAAGCUCUUUUAGCGUUUCUUAACUUGAGUUUAUGGAACUGGUUAAGGCUUAUUACUUUUUCUUUUAUUUCUUUAGCUUAUCGUUGAGAACAUUCUAAGACUGUACAACAAACGGUUGGAUGACAGACAGAUGUCCAUGUUGUUGGAGAAGCAGGGUUCAGCAAAUCCUUUAUGGUUAACACUGGCGUGUGAGGAACUCAGGGUGUACGGAGUGUUCAAUCUAAUGGACGAAAAGAUCGCAAGUUUGUCUGAUGAUCUGAUUAGGUGAGUAACUGCCACGGCAUCAGCUGUAGCAAUGAAGGGUAGCAGUAGUUCAACCUGUUUUGGCAAACGUCAAAUAUGUUUGUUGUAUUACUUUUAGUUUGGAAGAACAAGUUCUGACUCGGUUUGAAGAAGAAAACGGCGGUCAAGUUGUAGUAGCCACAGUAUGUCUAUUGGAGACGUCACGACACGGUCUGCUGGAAACAGAACUGCUCCAGAUGCUGGCUGAAGAAUCCACACUUACCCCACCCCCCUACGUCGAGGGUGAAUCAGAUCAGAUCACAACAACAGAAGCAACAACGACUGGCUCAGGUGAGCUGAAGUCGUUUGUCUCCCUACAGGCUCCUCAUACCAAAUAUUCAAGUUGCAGGUCAAAGAUUCGAUCAAUUAUUGAACCACUUCACGUAGAUGACGGAGGGAUUUAUGUAAAUAAUUUCAUUAUAUCCUUAGUCCUAUUUUGGUAUUAUGAUCCAUCACCAUAUCUCAAACACAGUAAAACAGAAGUUAUGCCAAGAAUCGAAUUGAAACAAAGUAUUCUAAGGAUUUUUCCAAAGGGGGAGGGGUGUCACUCUGUGUCAAACUGAGGAUACUUACGAGAUUGUCAUGUCAACCUCCAUACACCGCGUUUUACUUAAUGUGACAAAAAGAAGCUUACAAAGGAGGGGGGGGAUUCCCAGAUCCCAAGAUUCCCCUCCCAUCCUAGUUACGCCCUUGGUUUUGAACUAAAGAGUUUGUUCACCUCGCUUAACCGAAAAAGAAAACUGACAAUGAUUCAUUCUUAACACAAAAUCAUUUUACUGAUUGAAGUUAUUUAUAAAUACAGAAGUGAGAAAAAUAGGGAAAAAAUAUUUAGUGUUAUCAUCAAAUCAUUGUUAAGCGCCCCGCUUUUAUGAAAAUGUCUUCCUUUGACGUUCCUUUGAUUCUUGCUGAGAGGUAAAAUUACAAUGGAACAAAUUUGCGGAAAGAGUAAAGCAAUUAUUUAGAUAUCUGUAAUGCAAUAACUGCGCACGAAUAUGUUUGUAAACGAGGUAAAUUUUCAAGUAGUGUUGUUAUUCACAGUUUAUUAAUACCUGUAUCACAAGUUUCAUGUGGGUGAUGCCUGACGAUGGACUCACGUUCGAAACGUCAGCUUUCGAAAUUCUUUGCGGUGGCCAAUUUACAUUUUGAACUCGGUUGAUAAAACCAAAGUGUCUUGUAAAACCCCGCAGCGACGCAGCACCACAGUUUCUCUAGAAACUUACAUCCCAAUUAUUUAUUUAUGUUAAUUACUGUUUUUGAUUCGUUCGUUUGUUUUCAACUUUUAGCUCCAGAUCAUAAUCUAACAGUAGCAGACAAACUGGCCAAGCAGGUGGACGAGACAUACAUACAGAAAGACGAGGACAAAGGAGAAAAGGAAGAUGAAGCGAAAAAAGCUACUGGCCGGAAACAAAAGAACGAAAAGAAAUUUCUGCCGGCUGUCAAAUGGGCGUUGGUGUACCGAGCCUUGAAACCGCUGCUUCGACCGUGUGGAGACUUGGGCGAGGGAAGAUUGGAUUUCUAUCACAGAUCUAUCAGUAAAGCUGUUAGGAGAAAGUGAGUAUCGGGUAUUUUUCCAACGACAUUUUUCCUCUCCUCUUCUUACCGCUCGUAACUCUGUAUGUGUUUGUUUCAAUAAGGGAGGAGUUGUUGUCCUUCUGUUACGCGACAGUAGGUUUCUCCCUCACCCCAGUAAUAAGAGCCUCUGUGUCCCUUACUAAACAUUUGGAGUCAACCCUUUACCGAGUAGAUGUAGAUAGGAAGACUCUCGGAGGAAGUUUCCUCGUCUAAGACCCAAUUAAAACAGAGCUUUGACAAUCUUAAUGUUUUACGUCAAACAUCCGCUCACAUGUAUUGUACUUGCUUGAAACACUACCUUUUUCCAAAGAUAGUGUUUUUCGAUGAUUACCGCUUGGAGAAGGUGAUGGUCACCUUAGUUUACCAGUAUUUCCACCAAACACUGAAGAAGGAAAAAAAUUCAAAUAAUUGUGCAUGGUUUGAAUUGAUUGUACAAUAAAUAAUAGCAUGACUCUGAUUUCAAUUUAAUUUUUUUUUCAUCAAGUAUGACUGUGUCAAAUUCUCUCCAUGCAAAGGUAUUUCUCAGGAUCAGAGGGAUAUACAAAACAUCAGUAUACUUUCUGGCAUGGAAAACACGCGGAGUUCUUCGAAGGAAGUGAAGAUUUUGAUCGCAAAUCAGAGGUAAACUUCUGUAGAAAGAGCCCUGUUCUGAAUGCUGAUUAGUCAUUCGCCUAAUUUCAUUGGUAACUUGAUAACAGUUUUUUUUAAUCGCGCUUGGGAAAUGUCACCCUGUAGUACUAUCCCGCUUCCUUUUGGUAAUACUUUUUUGUCUCACCAAAAUUAAGAAUUGAAAGGAUAUGAGAUUGAAUAUGAAGCUGAUUACAGAGUGUCCAUGCGCUGACUAGCUCAGAAGAAAUUCAUGUCAGUUAUAUCUUCCGCGGACCACUCUGAGUUCUUAGAGAAAAGUAAUAAAUAAAAUUCUUUGGCUUUCGAAGUUUUGCUUCUGAAUGGUUAAAUCAAAUUUUUUUAUCAAGAUGGUUUUUCUUCGAUAUUCGCUUAUAGCUUUUAUUCGACCCCACCCCUCCACACCGUAACUUCAGGUUACAUCUUCCCCAUACUGUUCCCUAUACAUUUUUAUGGUACUGACUAAGAGAAUUUGUUUUAGCAAUCAAGGUAUUCCUUUACAGGUGAUCAUUUCCUUUAUUCUCUCAUGUUUGAUUGAGCAAUAAUACUGUAAGUAGAACUUAGAUGCUUGUCACUCGAAGGAGUUGAAGGAUUAAGGUUGCUGAUUGUACAUCCUCAGGUGUGGUGUGUAACUAUCUUUUUGAUAUCCUGGUUAGGAACUACCUUAUCACCUUGAGCAGCUAUUGGACAACAACAGAUUAACAAGGUGCUUAUUAGAAUGGGAGGUAUUUGGACGGCUUUUUAACGAUGACUUCAGUAUAGACCUUCUCAGAUCGUGGCAAAAGGUAACUGAUAAAAAUAUUUAUUUAAUGUACUUGUAUAUAAACCCAGGGUGUAUAUUCUGCUUUAAAACGCUGACUGAAAUCAUGCAGAAGUGCUCAACAUAGAACUGUACAGGAAAAUUAAUAACAGCGUCGUGAGUGACAUACCGGCUGUUGCCUUCCAAACGCUUUCUCCAUAAACGUCAAUUAACCAGAAUAGCGUUGGGAAACAAUGCCUUGUUUCCAAAUCAGUAUUAGAAUCUUUUCGCUUAUGACAAAAUUCCUAUUUCGGUCGCCACCUUUCAUCCUGAGUGCAGUGAGCAAGUAAACAUUUAAUGAAGUGUAUGCGUUGUGUAACAGGCUGGUGGAUAUGCUACAGCGUCCGCUCUAUAUAAAGAAUCGUUAGUGGUGUUACGUGACUCGAAUGCCCCUAAUGAAGAAAUAGCCAAGAGAAGUGAAAUGGUUGUCAUGUUCUUGUAAGUAAACGAUCCUUAAUGAAUAUUUGUUAUCCAGAUGGCUUUUGUUAUAAAUAAAACCCUGGUGUGUGAGAAUUCCUAUAAAAGUUACGGAUAAGUUCUUUCACGGUUUUACAGUCUGUAGGGUUGUGCAAGCCUGGCCCUGGGGAGGGGGAAUACUCCGUCAAUUUGCUCAGAAGUGCGUGUGCCUUCACACAGUGUUUGUUCGAUCUUGAAUCUCCAUGUAGCUUAGUACACACACCCUCCCCACCCAGGCUUCCCCCCUCCCUCCACCCUGAAGUACAAGUUAGUACCGUAAAGUCUGUGAAUGAAAUCUUGAAUUAUGGUUUGGGGAAGACAAGAAAAAAGUUUCCUCGUCUCGUCUAGUGUCGUUCUUCACACUAAACUGUUCAUCUUAAAAAUAAAGGGGUAAGUUUCUAAUGAAACUGUGGUGCUGCGUCGGUGGGAGAGUAUAGCAGGUAAUUUAGUGUUAACAACUGAGUUAAAACGUAAAUUAGCCACCGUAAAGGGUAAAAAAGCUGACGUUUCGAGCGUUAGCCCUUCGUCAGACGAACUCAUAGGAAUUUUUUAUAGGAAUUAUCAAUCGUUCUGAUCACCUGGAACAGGCUCAAGCACUCCGUGCUUAUUCUUUUUCAUUAUGUGAUUCUAAUUUACAAGUCAUAAACCUGUGAUCAUGUCAAUGAAAGCCACUAAUAUAUUUUUUAGAAUCUGUCUGAUGUCGCAUAUCGUUAGUCGCUCCUUUCCAGUCCCUUUCAGCGAUACAAACGGACAUGCAUGUCCAACAUGAAGAGCGACGAUUGUUUCUUUUUUUUUCAAUACAGGAUCCAAGCAGGGCAAUAUGAAGACGCACACUUGCUGCUGAAUGAUUUGCUUAAACUAGAAGAGGAAAGUCUUGGUGCGCGAACCGACAAACUGGCUGACAUCUAUCAACUUAUGUCCAAGACCAAAAGUGAGGUACGCGUAACUCGUAGUAUUUGUGAACUGAUGAUUGCUUGACAUUUGUCGCGAUUGCAUGACGUUGUAACAUGUUGUGUUGAGUUCAGAGAUUUCUUUGAUUGCGGAACAAUGAUGUUGCAUUACUUGGCGUGAACAUUGCGGCUUUUAUUUUCAGGUUGUAAAGAACUUCAACUUCGUGACAAUGGAUCAACUGGAACAGGACAAGGAAAUCGUUGAAUUCUGUAAAAGGUCCCUGAGUUAUCGCAAAAAGCUUAGUGGUGAGGAACACGAGGUAUGCAACCAAACAUUUUUCUUUUCUAAUCUGCAAAUGUUUCCGAUAAGUAUAAAAAAUCUCUCAUUCACAACAAACGCAAAUCUUGUCACGUUAUUACUGUUCGCUUUAACGUUGUUCGAAAGCUUGCUAUUCUAUCUUGCAUGAUAAACCUUCAACACAAACGCGUCCAAUUUUUGCCUUUGCCAUUAUAUACUGCUCUCAAAUUUUCUUAUCCUUCCCCCCCCCCCUCCCUUUUUACUUGGCCUGAACGGGGCAUGCCAUCAUUCGGCUUAUGGUUUUCGUGUCUUUAUUCCUAAGAAGGGUACAACGUUUCAAGAUUUAUUCUUGCUAGUCAGGGCUAGAUCAGAUCGAUGUGUCAUUUUCUAUCAAAUGUUUCGUCUCAAACAAGUUAAAGAGAUUCGUAAACAACUUUGCAUCAAGCAGGGUCAGGGUUUUAAAGCCGAAAAAUUACCUCGAGUACCCACUUCCUCCCUCUCGGGGAAUUCUACACGGUGUUGUUUAUUGUCUUUUGUUUAUUGUCAGCUCAUAAUCAUUCACUUGUUGUUCACACAGCACAAGACAGCUAUGAUUGACAUACUCAUUGCUCAUCAUCUGAGUAUCGUGGCCGACUUGGAGCCACAAAACUCUGAACAAACUCGAAGAGAUUGUUUCAAAUAUAUAGAUGAGGCCAUCGACAUCUUCAUGAGGGUAAGAUAUCAUUUUUUUCUACUUUGUAAUUUUCUCCUUAUAAUUUUGAGAGAUGUGACAUAAACACUCUCUGUGUUAGAGAUAACUUCCUCAUUAAAUCAUGCAGAGAAUGGCAUCUUGGGAUUGUGACGACAAUACCUGCUUCAAUUCACUUUGGUAGUAUUCUUGCUUUGUAAACCUGUUCUGUCUCUUUUCCUUUGUAGCAUGGAGACAUGGGACACAUGGCAGAGGCGAUCAUGACCAAGUCAUUCAUUAAUCCACGUCAUCGAAAACAUUUCAAGGAAAAAGAAGAGGUAUUUGAAGUUUCAAUCUCAUCAGCCCUUCCUUUGAUUUUAUCUUUGUUUUCUUUUUUGUUUUGUCCUCUCCUGGUCGUAUAAGAAGUAGUUUCUCAGUCUUCAAAAUUUCAUGGAAAUACACUUUUCGUGUACUUUCUUCAUAGCUGUUAGUUGAACUUCGUAUGUUAGUAAUAGAGUGGGUUACAAAUUGGUGUUUAGACGACGGGUAACCCUUCUUUCCUUGCGUAGUCAGUCGCGCGCGAGUCAAGAGAGAGCGUCGAGAGUCAGUAAGUUUGUUUCUUAUUUCUGGCGUGGCCCGGACUUCUCGCUGAGUGCUCCCUAAGAAAUUUCGGACAUCUCGAACCGCGAACAGCGAGAAGAUUUGGGAAGAUUGCCUUUCUUUCCUUUCAAUGUGUUGUUCACGUUGUUCAUGAAUGGAGAAUCCCAAUAAUCAGUCAUCUCGAACCGCAAAAAUUUGUUCCCUUGAAACACAGAUUAUCGCUAAUGAAACUUGAAAAUAUUGAAUGCUAAACGGUCGGUGUUUCCUUUCCCCUCUUAAGUUUACAUUCAAGCCCUUCGUUUAUUUUAACAUUUGUUUUGUGCAGAUGCUUAACAGAUCCUUUGAGUUAUGUCUCAAAACUUACGGUGAGAAGCAUAUGUUGACACUGAGGCUUUAUCUAAACAUUGGCAUCCUAUACGAAGACAACAGAGAUUUUCAGAAGGCCUAUGAUUACUUUGUUAAGUGGCAUGAAACGUGUCAAGAGGUGAGAGAAUCGUUGAAAUGACAUUUGAUUCGGUCAGAAAUGAAAGGGACUGUAGCGCUAGCUUGUUUUAAGUGUUCAGUUAGUAAAACAGAGCGUCACAGUAAACGGUGCGAUAGUAGCGGCAGUGCGAAAAUGAGGGAGGCUUGGGUCGAGUCGCACAUUAUGCGACCCGACCCAAACCUCCCUCUUUUUUUCACUUCGUCCCCAGUAUCACGCCGUUUUCUGCCGCGCUACGUUUUACUGAUUAAACUAACUGAACUCCUGGAACAGGCUACUCUAGGGCGGGGUAAUAUUGCGGCCUAAACCUACACAAAACGGUGAUGAUGGUCCAGCUUGUUCGACGGAAAAGUUUAUUUAAAAUUGCCCUGUUUUACACUUCACAUUGUCCAAGAAACUUCUACGCGGCCCAGAAAUCCUGUAUUAACCUUUGACCCCCUAGAGCGACCAGCAUCUAAUUUCUCCUUACAAUAUCACCCCCGAAUCAAACACCAAGGAAAAGUGAAUAUUGGAAUGAUCACAAACUAGAGAGGCCCUUGAUCGUCAAUCAAAUUCUCCAUGUCAGCACGUUAGGAAAUGUAUUUAGAACAGUAUGAAGAAUAUGUAUACUGAUCAGUGUUUAGGUGUAAAGGGAUUUUACUUGCCGUUUUUUAAAUCCUUCUCAUCCUUAGCCGUCCAGGUUCGUUCUUGGGCUAUGAUUGCCUCUUCUGAAUUUUCUUUCUAGUCAAAAAGUACCUUUUGUUAGUAUUUACUUAAAUCUUUUGUUGAUCGCAAAAUCUUGUCUUUGUCAAGUAUGGAGGUGAAAGUGGCCGCUUUACUCCAAAAUUGUAUCUUUUUCUUAGAAUAUAUGAAGUUCUCAUUUGUGAUGUGCUUUUCAAGGAAGAUUAAGCUACAGCUUUUGCUGACAUUUAUUUUAACGCUUUAUGUUCAGGUGCUGGGACCUUCACACCCAAAAACAGGGCGCGCCCGCGAUACUUUGAACGAAGCGACGUACGUUCGCAUCCGAGAACAGAGAGAACGACAGGCCGCUGGCACGGCUUAAGGGAUAACUAGUGUCAGUCACUCACUUAAUACAUUCACUACGUACCUAUAAUUUGAAAGCAGCACUAAGGCCACUAUUAAAAUAAGUGGUAGUUGAUUAGGGACUCAGACAAGACUGUCCUUUGUGUCCUUUGGUCACUGCUAUUAUGAUGACCCUGGGUCUAAAGUAAUGUAGAAAAACCAACUUUGAUUUCGUCUACUUAUCGCUCUAGGCGUUUAAAUUAGCUGCCACUUUUCCUUCCGCGUCAAACGCCGCCCUUCGAUUCUUUUAAUAAGCCCUUCUUCUCUCUAGGAAGCCCUCUCCUACUCCCACCCGGCUGGACGCGUUAGAUAUCACUAAACCUCACGUUUUUGAAACAUAAAUUACCCGUUCUGGUAACGGGUAUGGCGUGUAGUCACUUUUCUACCUAAUAAGUAACGUUCUUAAGUGAUGUUUGUGAAGUUGAAGUUAACGUCUUGGAACACAGAGGAUACUCAAAAUAAUGACC